Messenger RNA from Neurospora tetrasperma FGSC 2508, 819 nucleotides. RefSeq lists its product as uncharacterized. Lineage: Eukaryota; Fungi; Ascomycota; Sordariomycetes; Sordariales; Sordariaceae. Bases 1 to 819 code for a protein of 272 amino acids. The transcript is spliced from 3 exons. The record is from RefSeq and is a predicted model, not a curated record.
AUGUCUGCGCUCCUCCGACGAACAGGGCUCUCAAUUGUUCACUCGACAUCUCAAAAAUUCCCCAAUAGCCCCACCUGGGCUUUGGGCGGGGAUCUCCAUCCAAUCGUACUCGCCAGUCAUUUUGCGGGGACGAAACGCCCAGCAUCCAUCCAUUCAGCAGGACAUAGGUCUAGUCGGUCUGCACCCGGAUACCAUCCUCCUGCCCUCCGACUCUCGAACCAAACUGCAAUCAGGCCAUACUCUCUUCUCUUCCAUUUUACGAACAAACACAUCCCGUACAACGACCAAUCCGACUCCGAUUGUGUUGCUGUCAUGGAAGUCACGGCUGGGUCAAAGGCAACGGAAAUCAUGAAGUCUUCCGCAAACCGGGACUUGCUCGGUCGAACCGGUCUGGUGCAUAAGACAGUGGAGGCACCUCUACGUGGCCUCCUGAACUCUGGACCAGGUCACGGUAUGUCCCGGGCUGCUGCCUCCUCUAGUUUGUGUGUCGAGGUAUCGAGCCAACUUCAUCCAAGGUCGUAUCUGCCGCUGCUCGCCCAUAAAAAAUCACCUCACAUCUUCCAAUAUUUUUGGCAUGGAAACAACACAAGACCUGGCGCACAUUCUUCUUCGUUGCCUACCUACCGAUUCCAUUUUACGUCGGCAUUCAUUGGGAUGGCGUCACCUCUGGACCGCAAAUAUCACGUGCGGCUCUGUUUCAAUCCCUGCCCAGCUUCCGCUUUCCGCGCGAUGCCUGUCAAGGCCUGUCACCUCAAGGCCUGUCUCACCUGUCUUAGCACUCUGCGCUACCAAGAUCGAGGGCUGAAUCCCAAGGGUUAG